Sporothrix schenckii 1099-18 is the source of this 288-nucleotide messenger RNA. RefSeq lists its product as uncharacterized. The transcript has a single exon. The coding region runs from base 1 to 288 and encodes 95 amino acids. The record is from RefSeq and is a predicted model, not a curated record. NCBI's taxonomy places the organism in Eukaryota, Fungi, Ascomycota, Sordariomycetes, Ophiostomatales, Ophiostomataceae.
AUGUUGCAAAUACGGGAAAAAGACUGGAUCGUGAUAUUAUCAAACCAUAGAUGGCCUGUCCGUGAUGCUAAAACGGGACGGAUGGUGGAAAAGCCCAGCAGACCGCCGCCGAGAGCCAAGGAUGCGGUUCAGACUGGCUAUUCGUUUGUUGCUAUUGCAAGCAACAGCCCUGUGAUAGCCGCCAAGGCUAUGCUUGUCGUCGUCUUCGUCUUCGUCGUCUUCGUCGUCGUUAUCGGUUUCCUUCUUACCAACGACAAGCGAAUGCGAGGCGGGGACGGAGACGGAUGA